CUGUUCGGUAAACAGAUGUUUUUCGUCUGCCUUAUCAAAUAGAAAAUUAAUAUUCGCAAGCCGAAAAGUGCAAUGUUAUAGCAGCCCACGUAUCUGAUAUGUCCAAGCGCAACAACAUCUCGUACGUCAAGCCGCAGGAACCGAGUUUUUUGAGGAAGCUGAAGGAGGAAAUCGGCUACAAGGAAGGACCCAGCAUAGAGACCAAGCGCCAACGCUUGGAGACCGAGCAGGAGGACUACGAUUCUGGCGAGGACUCGCGGCCGGAAAGGGAGGACGAACUGCCGCAGGUGGUGGUCCUUAAGCCGGGGGAUCUUUCCGCCGAAGAGGCCAAAACGGAGAAACUGUUGGCCGCCAAAGAACUGGCCGAGAAGCGUGCGGAUCUGAGCCAGCCCAUAGUCUUCAAGCAGCGCGUCAAGCAGCCCAACAUCGAGGAGGCCAAGUCCGAGUCCGGAUCCAGCAGGAAGUCCGAGAAAUCCGGAAAGAAAUCCGAGAAAUCCAAGAGCAAGCAGUCCAGGGCGGCCAGCAGUAAGCUGUCCUUCAACGAGGACGAAGAAGACGAGACGGCCGAGGAUUGA
Drosophila biarmipes is the source of this 575-nucleotide messenger RNA. RefSeq lists its product as uncharacterized. NCBI's taxonomy places the organism in Eukaryota, Metazoa, Arthropoda, Insecta, Diptera, Drosophilidae. The record is from RefSeq and is a predicted model, not a curated record. The coding region runs from base 99 to 575 and encodes 158 amino acids. The transcript has 3 exons.